Pseudonaja textilis is the source of this 2314-nucleotide messenger RNA. It is a transcript of the gene PDLIM4, whose product is annotated as PDZ and LIM domain 4. Gene Ontology annotation, molecular function: muscle alpha-actinin binding; actin binding. The record is from RefSeq and is a predicted model, not a curated record. Gene Ontology annotation, biological process: muscle structure development; heart development; actin cytoskeleton organization. NCBI's taxonomy places the organism in Eukaryota, Metazoa, Chordata, Lepidosauria, Squamata, Elapidae. Gene Ontology annotation, cellular component: stress fiber; Z disc; filamentous actin.
CCUCUCCCCUGUACGGAGAAGCCGAGAGACGUCAGGCCGAACCGGAGAGAUUAGCAGGCGCUUUAAGUGGAUUAGAAAGCAGCAGAGGCAAAGAGAAGAGAGGAGAGGCGAGAAGUUGGCGGAGCAGGCGCCCCUUUGCGAGUUGCUUUCAGCGGGCUGGCCAGGCGCGCUCCCUCGUCCGGCUUUCCUUUCUGGCUUUGAAGAGCCCCGCCAUGCCCCAAACAGUGGCUCUGAACGGUCCUUCGCCAUGGGGGUUCCGCCUGGUCGGAGGGAAAGAUUUUAGCACUCCGCUGACUAUUUCCCGGAUAAAUCCGGGAAGUAAAGCUGCUCUUGCUAACCUUUGCCCAGGUGAUGUCAUUUUGUCAAUUAAUGGUGACAGCACAGAAACCAUGACACAUUUAGAAGCACAAAACAAGAUCAAAGCUUGUCUGGAUCAACUGAUACUGUCUGUGAAGAGAGCUGAAGGCAAGGUUUGGUCACCUAAUACUGUAGAAGAUGGAAAAGCACAAGCUUAUCGUGUCAGUGUAGAACCUGAAACACAGGAUAAUGGACCUGUUCCAAAUAGGAGACCCAUGGCCUUUUCACCUGGAGGAAGUCCAACAGACAACAAGCAGACCUUAAAUUUGCAAUUCAAUAAUCCUUUACGUCUGUAUGCAAACAACAGUCCAGAUUCUAGUUUACCUUCACAGAUGAGUGGUCUCCAUAUCACAACUCCCCAAAGUGCUGAUCCUCUAAGGUCUCUCCCAAGAAACAAAAAUGGAAUUGACACAGACUCGGAUGUGUACAAAAUGCUGCAAGAUCAUGAAAGGCCUGUUUCAGAACCUAAGCAGUCAGGAUCUUUCCGGUAUCUGCAAGGCAUGUUGGAAGCUGGAGAGAAUGGUGAAAAGUACGACAAAGUGACCAGUCCAAGACACAUUAAAUCUCCCGUCCCUAAACUGGGUGGAGCCAUGUCUGGCUUGCAGGUGCUCCCUGAGUGUACCAGAUGCGGUAAUGGCAUUGUUGGCACAAUAGUGAAAGCCCGUGACAAGCUCUACCAUCCAGAAUGUUUCAUGUGUGACGACUGUGGCCUCAAUCUGAAGCAAAGGGGCUAUUUCUUCAUUGAGGAACAACUAUACUGCGAGACGCAUGCCAAGGAAAGGGUUAAACCACCAGAAGGAUACGACGUGGUAGCUGUUUAUCCCAAUGCCAAAGUUGAACUUGUUUAAGUAGUUACUUCUAUUUCCCAGCCAGGUCGAAAGGGCUAGAAGAGAGUCAAAAAAGGGUUUAUUCUCAGUAAAAUAUCUUUCAGAGAUCAAAUGAAUUACCCUUGAGACCUUAGGUGGGACAGUACUGGUUGCAGAAAACCUUUGGAAAACAAUCACUUUCCCCCAUUUCUUAUAAAACUUUGCUUUUUUGGUUGCUGUGCUGAAGUUUAAAAAAAAUCUGCAAAUAAUAUUUGCUGUAGACCAUCCAAAAUCUAUGUAAAAAUAGAUGCUUUUUAAAAAGAACUUUUCCACAUACAACCAGUAUUUUUUUUUGUCCCAUUUAAAAAUAAGGCACUUUAAGAACUGACAGUUUAAAGCAUUGCAUUAAAUUUGACUUUUUGUCAGUAAUAUAGAUAUACGAUAAAUACAGCUUUGUGGCUUUCAGGGUAUAAAACACUGAGACCAUGUUUAAUUAUUAUUAUUAUUAUUAAUAUAGUUAGAGAAAUUCUCUUAUAAAUCCUUUCUCAAGUGGUGUUGUUAUAAUUGCUGCCUAUUUGUUAUUUUAGUUAUGUUCAGUAUCUAGGAAACAAAUGCCUUUUUAUUUGCAAAAAAAGCAAAAUCUUUUUUGAGUUGAGCUUUACUCUUAGUGACUGCAUAUCUAAGCUGCAAAAAAUUGUACAUCCAUUAGAAGGCCAGCAGCAAGCUAGGGGGUUCUGUAUGUUUUGUGCCCUCUAUGGUUGACUGUUUUGCAGCCCAGAUGUGGUAGCCUUAUUCACGGACAUGGACACCUAAUUUUCUUGGUAAUAAUACAAAAGUCAUUUCACAUUUUUCCUGAAACAAUCAAAGUGAUAAAGAGCCCCUUUUGUCAUCCUUGUGACAGAUGGUAGCAUUAGCAGCUGGAAUUUUCUGCUUGCCUAAUCCUGCCCUUUUACUUUUCCUAAAGAAAACAUUAUUGGAAACCCAUAAUUGAUCCUCUGUUGGUUAAGAGCAGUGAGCAGGUUAAAGAUGAUUUGUGUGUUCUCACUCCUUCUAGAUCAUCUGAUGCUGUCAGUUGUAAAGAUCAAGAACUCUCAAAUGUAAAAUUCUCUGUAAACAAAAAUGUAUGGAAUGCAUGUACAGCAAAGAAUCAG